AUGAACAUCCGGAAGCUGAACGUACCCCCGAAUGUGAAGUUCGAGAUUGACGAUAUCGAAGAGCCAUGGACGUUUUCGAGACCGUUUGACUAUAUCCACAGCCGUCUCAUGACAUCCAGCCUCGCAGACUGGAGGAAAUACCUGCAAAACUGUUACGACAACCUCACACCCGGCGGCUACCUCGAACUGAACGAGAUGGACCUAAUCCCAACCUCGGACGACGGAACCUUGACCGACGACCUCGCCUUCACCAAAUCUCUGAGACUCCUAGGCGAAGCGAUGGGAAAGCUAGGCCGUCCGUAUCAGGACAUACCGGAGCUCAAGGAUAUGAUGGUCGAGAUCGGGUUCCGCGACGUCGUCCUGGAGAGGUAUAAGUGGCCGACCAACUCCUGGCCGCGACAUCACAAGUACAAGGAACUCGGCGUCUGGCAGAAUGAGAACCUGAGUGCGGGCAUGGAGGGCUUCAUCAUGGCGCCGUUUACGCGGAUCCACGGGUGGUCGAGAGAGGCGGUUCUCGUGUUCCUUGUCGAUGUGCGGAAGGAUAUCAAUGAUCGGAAUAUCCACGCGUACUUUUCAGUGUGA
This is a messenger RNA of Colletotrichum fioriniae, 582 nucleotides long. The record is from RefSeq and is a predicted model, not a curated record. NCBI's taxonomy places the organism in Eukaryota, Fungi, Ascomycota, Sordariomycetes, Glomerellales, Glomerellaceae.